Messenger RNA from Cuculus canorus (common cuckoo), 4899 nucleotides. RefSeq names its product tudor domain containing 7 (gene TDRD7). The coding region runs from base 1088 to 4171 and encodes 1027 amino acids. The transcript has 17 exons. NCBI's taxonomy places the organism in Eukaryota, Metazoa, Chordata, Aves, Cuculiformes, Cuculidae. Gene Ontology annotation, biological process: lens morphogenesis in camera-type eye; lens fiber cell differentiation; spermatogenesis. The record is from RefSeq and is a predicted model, not a curated record.
CCGAAAGGGUUCUGGGUCUCCCGGGAGGGCGGCGAGUCCCGGUGCCUGCGGGCGUUCGAGGCGCUCAGGAUGGGGUUCGGGGGCAGGAGCGACUGGGACUGAUGGUCUCAAAGGUCUUUUCCAACCAAGCGGUUCCUGCACGGCAAGUCUUCCUUGUCGCUGGGAGCUGUAGGAAGGGGAACCACAUUCAGGUGUAAGUUGAGGGCUGCUUUCAGUUUAACCUUUGUACCUCAGUUUCUGUUAUCUCGUUGAGCUGAGUUGUCCUCACGACCCCUUCUCAUAAUGUCAUUUUGGAAGAUAUAUUUCACGGUAUCCUGUUGUUUGCUUGUUCUGAUCUGACUUGGUGCGCUACAGAGCUGUCUGAUAGUGGCUCGAUGUCGUCCUGCCCACCUCUCCUCGUCUUCUUUUUGUAUUGAAGUUUCCUCUUUUUGAAUCAACAUUUGAAACUGCCUUCCCAGCUUACCUAUAAGUUUUCUUCCUCAUCACUCUGCCUGGUUGUAAUGGUUAUUGGGUUAGUUUUUCCUGAACAGGAAGUUAAGUGCAGGUGGCCCAGGUAAGAGGACAUUCAAGAGUCAUAUUAAUAAAGUCGGAAGUUGGGUAUGUUAUUUAGAAGCGAGGGCAGGGAAGAAGGUUCAAAAAAUGCUUCUUUCUUACGUUUCUGUGUUUCUUGUACUUAUGUGACUUGGAGCACACUUGCAGGCAAAAGUGCAUUUCUUAUGUACUUCUCAGUGUUUGGGGGUUUGUUUUUUUAGCUGAAUGAAACCUUAAUACCUAGUGGAGACUUACAUGUUUGUCCAACACAGGAUGUCCCCGUGACACUGGGUGGAUCUGAAAGAGACCCUUCUUCUUGUCCUUCCUGGGCAGGUGACCACCUCUUCCUCUCACUCUUUGAGAUGCAUCCUCUGAAGCUCUGUUCAGCAGAUACUAAGCCUCCAAAAACAUGAGGCAAUGAUCCAAAUGGCCGGUGUGGCUGCCACCCAUCACUGCCUGAAGGCGUCCCAGUCACUGUGUUCAACAUGUGCUCCUCCUCCUGGGCACAGAAGCGCUGUGGCCUGAAGUGUGUCUUGAAGAGGGGCUAUAGGUGAAGAUGCAGGACCCUGAACUUAUUGCAAAAACACUGCGAGCUGUUCUUCUUCCCUUUAAAAAUGGCAUACCUUUACCAGAGCUUCAAGGUGAAUACAAAUCCCUGACCGGCGAGUGGAUUCCCUUCAGGCAGUUAGGACAUGACACACUGGAAGGCUACUUGGAGAGCGUCCCAGGAGUGGUCAGAAUGGAAGGGAACAAAAUGGGAGAGGUCAUUUGCCGUGCUGUUGCUAGCAACGAGACUGCGCCAAUUGCUCAACUGGUGGCCCGGCAGAGGAGUUCCAAGAGGAAAAUGGGACGGCAGGUGAAUUGCCAGAUGAGGCUGAAAAACACGUCUCCAGUAGCAUUAGCAGGAAAACCAAAAGGAACUUUGCGACAGCCCAGGUCUUUGAACAUGUCAGAAGAAGGCAGCAAGAGGGCUGUUCCUCGCCCACCACGAGGCAAAGUGGCAUGUGGAGUGGUGAAACCCUCUAUGGAGAGUUCCCGGUCUGCCUUACCUCCAGCCACUGGGAGUGGACCAUCUAAAGAAAUUCCCAUGCAGAGGCACGUCACUGUGGUAAACAGGUCUGAGAAGAGACAGACUGUCCCAGCACGUUUUCAAAAGGAGCUGCAAGUUCAUCUGUCCAGAAGCUCUUCCGUAGAUUCAAAUGAUAACUUGAACACAUCCACUGCAGAGCCACAUACUGUUGCAUCUGACCCUUCUGCUGCUUAUGUCAGUGAAGUUCAAAGUCGCAUUAAGGAGAUUCUGAGCAAGUGCAGCAGUGGCGUCUGGCUGUCAAAGAUGCCACAGAUCUACCGGGAAAUGUACUGGGAGGAUCUUAGCACAGCAAUGCUCCGUCAGCUUGAGAACUGGCCUCAUGUAUGCACAGUGGAGAAAGUACAGAGAGGUGAUCAGAUGGAUGGCCUUCUUUAUCCUGCUAAGAAAAUGCCACUGACAGCAAAAGGUGAUACAGAGCAACAAAAGGCAUCUCAGAAUGUUACUUCUUCAAAAGCAGACCCUUUGUUAAAACCAAGUGUGGAGGCGAUGCCUGCAUCACUUAGUAGUGAUUUCAAACAGAAAGUUGUUAACGUAUUGCUGAAGUAUCCCAGUGGUCUUUGGGCUAAUGCGCUUCCCAAAGUGUACCAAAACACUUACCAAGUAAAAUUUCCAGAAGACAUUCUAAAUAAUUUGGAGUUGCUCUCAGAUGUAUGUACAGUGGACUACGUAUCUGAAGUCCCCAGAAAGGCCAUCCUUUAUGCUAAACCCCAAGGAUGUAUUGAUGAAAAUCUGAAUGUCACUGAAAAACUCCAGAGGCGUGAUUCUGUGAAGGCCACAGCUGAACAGCAGCAUGAAGAAUCCAAGGACCACUAUCCAGAGAACCUAACUGUUCCUCCUCUAAUCAUUCCAUCGGAAGGAUCUGUGUCUGUCAUAGUGUUGGAACUGAAAAACACUAAUGAGGUCCAUAUUAGGUAUGUGGGCAAAGAUUAUUCUUCCGCCCAGGAACAAAUGGAAGAUGACAUGAAAGCAUACUAUAGUCAGAAUAGUUCAGUGUCACUAGCUCAACCUCUGAGCAUUGGGCAACUUGUUGCAGUACACGCUGAAGAAGAUGCCUGGUUGCGUGCUCGGAUAAUUUCUCUAGAAGACAACAGAAUAAAGGUUUGCUAUGUUGAUCAUGGCUUCAGUGAGCUUGUUGAAAGAAACAGUGUCUACAAACUACAGAAACAGUUCCAUUCACUUGCAUUUCAAGCCGCAAAGUGUAGACUGGCGGGACUGGAAGCCUUCUGUGAUGAUCCUGUCCUAGUAAAUGCUGUGGAAUUGCUGACAUCCUCCAAAAUACUUGCUGUGGAAAUACUGGAAAAGAGUGAAAUUCCUCUUCUUGUUCUCUAUGAUACUUCUGGAGAAGAUGAUAUCAACAUCAAUGCUACCUGUCUGAAGUCAUUGUAUGAUAAGUCCCUUGAACUUCACCUACAGGUAGAUUCGCUGUAUACAAAUAUCAGAGUAACCAGUGUUUUCUCUGAUGGAAGCCUGUAUUGCCAAGUGCCAUCUAGAGGCUUAUCUAGACUUUAUGAAAUCUUGCAGAAACUGGAAGACUACUUCCAUCACAAGCAAACAUCUGAGUUUAAUGUAUCGCUACCUUUCUGUGGCAAAAUCUGCUUGUUUCCUUCCAAAGGCAAAUGGGCACGCGUGGAGAUAAGAAUAAUUCACACUAGGCGGGCACUUGAUGUGCAGUUCAUGGAUACUGGAACAAUUGCAGCUGUAAAAGUAUCGGAACUAAGAGAGAUCCCCCCGCAAUUCCUGAGAGAAGUAAUUGCAAUACCUCCUCAGGCUAAGAAAUGCUGCCUAGCGGAUCUGCCUCCUAACACUGGCAUGUGGACCCCAGAUGCUGUAUUGUGGCUGAGAGAUGCUGUAAUGGCUUGUCCUGAAUUUAUCAUGAAGAUGGUUAAACUGGAUGCUUCAAAGGGAAUUGCACACAUUUACUUGUUUGCCCCAGAGAAUUUCCCAGACAUGGAUCGUAGUGUCAAUCGACAGAUCAAAAAUGCAGACUUGUGGAAGCAUCAGAAAGAUGUUUUCUUGAGUGUUACACCCAGUGGGACCAGCUCCACAAAAGUUACAAGUGCUGCUGUUUCAGGUCCACGGUUAACAAGCGGAAGGCUCGAGAAGAGUCUCUCCGAUUCAGCCAGAGAACACAGCAGUGCAGUGUCUACUACUGAUAUGCCUCCGCCUCUGCCAUUGUCAAAGGCUGGCGAGCUCAUGGAUGUCUAUGUCUCGGUGGCCUGCCAUCCAGGUCACUUUAUUGUCCAGCCUUGGAAAGAGCUACAUAAUCUAGAAGCACUAAUGGAAGAAAUGAUCUUGUACUACAGCAGGGCAGAAGAGAAACCUGUGAACAUUGAAAAAAACAAGCUAUAUGCAGCUAAAAUUGAAAAUCAGUGGUACAGGGUCAUAAUAAAAGGAAUUCUUAGAAAUGGGUUUCUGUCAGUAUAUGAGCUGGACUAUGGUAAGCAUGAGUUUGUCAGCAUAGAAAAAGUACAGACGCUCGUGGAUACGUUUAGAAAACUACCUUUCCAAGCUGUAACAGCUCAGCUUGCAGAGUCUCAAAUAGCUAGUUAAGUUGGACUCUGAGCUGCUACGUGUUGUCAAAGCAGGUCAACUGAGCCCGGAAGACCGGUAACUAUUGUCUUGCUAUUCUUCCACAUUUUUUCUCUCUUUGUUUCAUGUCUGCUACCUCUCACUCUCUGGUCUACUCCCUUGUAAAAUCCCAUUUGCUUCCUCACCAGUCACCAGCCUUUCCUAGCAUUAAUUACCCUUUCUUAAUUGUUGAUGGACUGUUGACUUCUCAUUCCUUCUGUAACCUGCAAGGAGCUGUGUCCCUGUGUUGUCCUGUCCUAUAAGCAGCAAGCUGCUGCUAAUAGUGCAAGCAAAGUGUGGUCACUUUGCUGGUUUGCUUCUUUUAACCCUAAGCUGUGUUUGCAUAUUCAUGCACAAUACUUGAGCCCCACGUGUCUAGGUGCUGUAUACCCGCAGUGGUCUAGGGAGACCAAAUUUCAGGUCUGCAGGAGCCACUGCUUUCUUGGCGGGAUACAGCCAUAUUCAAAAACCUGUUUGGCUUCAAACGACACAUCCCUGAGCAGACUUGAAUUGGUGGGAUGCUGGUCUCAAAACAACAGCAGCAGUUGUGAGACAUUCAGGUUGCGUUUGCCUUCAUUUCUGCUCUCUGUAGAUCUAGUUUGGGACUUGAAGUUUUGGCAGAUGUUUUAGUACCUGAUGCUGCUUUGAGAUGAAGAAAACUUAAUCUAAAGCAAGUUCUACAGGAAAAAUAACUUCAGCAACUUCAGGCA